Rotaria socialis is the source of this 813-nucleotide messenger RNA. The record is from the annotation of a GenBank genome assembly. Lineage: Eukaryota; Metazoa; Rotifera; Eurotatoria; Philodinida; Philodinidae.
AUGCCAACAGAAAAAGUGAUUGAACACAUUAUACAAUGGCUUAAAGAUUAUCAUCAAAAUAGUCGAACAAAAGGAUUUGUUGUCGGUGUAUCAGGUGGUAUUGAUUCAGCUGUUGUAUCAACAUUAUGUGCUCGAACAGGUGCGCCAGUACUUGUUUUAGAAAUGCCAAUUCGACAAUCAUCAAAUGAAGUAGGACGAAGUCAAGCUCAUAUUAAUUGGCUUAGAUCAAGUUUUCCAAAUGUUACUGGAACUGAAGUCAAUUUAACAGAAAUUUUUGAAGCAUUUGAGAAAACAGUUAAAAAAACUGAAGUGAAUGAAACAAAUUCAUCAGCCGAGCUUGCAUUUGCCAAUGUGAGAUCACGUUUAAGAAUGGUUAACUUAUACUAUUUUGCUUCAAUUAAAAAUUAUCUCGUUGCUGGCACAGGAAAUAAAGUUGAAGAUUUUGGUGUUGGAUUCUUUACAAAAUAUGGUGAUGGUGGUGUUGAUUUAAGUCCAAUUGGCGAUUUAUUAAAAUCAGAAGUACGAACUAUCGCCACAUUAUUAGGUGUUUCAAAUGAAAUAGUAACAGCAGCACCCACAGAUGGACUUUAUGGUGAUACUCGGACAGAUGAAGAUCAAAUUGGAGCUAGUUAUGAUGAACUUGAAUGGGCUAUGAAUUAUGUUGAUUCAGACAAAUCAAAACACGAGAAUACAAAAUUAACUGAUCGACAAGAAAUAGUUUUGAAUAUUUACAAGCAACGACAUGCAGCGAAUUUACAUAAAAUGGUGGAAAUUCCACGCUGUAUGAUUCCAUUAGAAUUAAAAUCAGCAUAA